Salvia miltiorrhiza (redroot sage) is the source of this 3505-nucleotide messenger RNA. Its product is annotated as pentatricopeptide repeat-containing protein At4g17616. The transcript has 3 exons. Lineage: Eukaryota; Viridiplantae; Streptophyta; Magnoliopsida; Lamiales; Lamiaceae. Gene Ontology annotation, molecular function: protein binding. Bases 546 to 2609 code for a protein of 687 amino acids. The record is from RefSeq and is a predicted model, not a curated record.
UACCGCUUUCUUCAUUUCUCAAGCAAUACAGUUAGAAACUCCCAUUUCCUCUAUGUUUUAAGCUCCCGAUUAUGGAGUUUCAAGUCUCAGCUCUUCUAAUAAAUCACUACCCUAAGAGAUAGCAACCGCAAUCCUUUUCGAAUCUGUUAGUUUUCGAUUUUGGUAGGUUUUGAAACAUCUGUUAAUGUAUCCAUUUUCCCCUCAAAACACAAUUUCCAUUUGAUUUGGUGAGGUUUUAAAUAUUCUAGUUAUUCCAUCAGCAACGCCCUAGCAAUUUGAUUUGGUAUUUUUUCGGUUUGGGGCUGGAAUGCACAUCCGUUUUCAAGUAUUGUGGUUUUUGUGAAAGACGCCACAGUUUAUGCGUUAAACCUAAUUAUGAGGCUUCUUUUCAAUCCGCAUUUGCAGAGUGAAGUUUCCAGCUAAAAUUGUGUCGUUUUAGUGGUAAUUUUUCUAUCUCUGGAAGGAACAAAGGUUUGAAUGAGGUGUGGAAUUGUGAAGGAUGAUUUCUUGUUGAAUGUGGUCAAUGAUUAUUUAUUCGGGCAUUCAUGAUGCGAGCAUUGAUAAGGGAGAACCAAAGAGGAUUAGGUUUAUUAAGAUCAAUAUUUGGUGGAAGAUUUGCCUUAGGUCACAAUGUGAGGUGUCAUGAAGUGAAUGGAUAUGAUAGGAAAUUCAGUGAUCACUUUCCGAAAGAAAUUUCCACGGCCGGUGCUACGAUGGAAAAUUUGUGUUCAAAAGGAACCUCUCGGUGGAGCUUGUUAGGGAAGCUAGAGAGAGAGUUGAAGGAACAUAAAGUGGAUGAGGCUUGGGAAACUUAUAAUAACUUUGUGCGCGUUUAUGGUUUUGUCGACCAGUCUCUUAUGGCAAAUUUGAUUACUGAGUCUUCGUAUUCGUCUGACUCCAAAUGUCUUCGUAUGGCUUGUCAUUUAGUUGUUAAGCUUUCAAAGGAAAGGCCGGCUUUACUUAGGCCUGAGCUGAUGACGAAGCUAGUCCUUUCUUUGGCCCGGGCUCAGAUUCUUGUUCUAGCGGCGAGAGUUGUUAGAGUGAUGUUGGAGAAGAAGAUCUUACCGUCUUUGGAUAUGUUGCAGAUGGUCUUUCUACAUUUGGUGAAGACGGACACUGGAACAUAUUUGGCAUCAAAUAUUUUGGAAGAAAUUUGUUAUAGUUUGAAGGAGUUGAAGGUAAACAGAACAAUGACAAGGCCUGAUGUUAUGAUUUUUAAUCUUGUUCUUGCUGCCUGUGUGAGGUAUGGAGCUUCUUUAAAGGCCCAACAGAUUAUGGAGCUGAUGCCGGUAGUAGGAGUGGCGGCAGAUGCCCAUACUGCUGUGAUUAUUGCUCGCAUACAUGAAAUGAAUGCCACGAGAGAUGAGUUGAAGAAGUUUAAAGAUUGUGUGGAUAUGGUUCCUGUUAACUUGGUUCAUUACUACUUGCCAUUUUAUGACUCUCUGUUGAGCUUGCAUUUUAAGUUCAACGAUAUUGAUGGUGCAUCGACGCUCUUAUUAGAUCUGUCUAGAUAUAGUGAGUUGUAUCCUGUGCAGAGAGGUGAGAAUGACCGACAGAGAUCCUGCACUGUCUCGAUUGGAUCGGACAAUAUAAAGAUGGGGUUGAAGCUGCAGUUUCUACCUCAGCAGUUGCAGAAGGAUUUUGUCUAUAAAAUCGACCACAAGCAUGAGCUUCUAUUGCAUAAGAAAGGAAAUUUUGUCCUGAGCAAGAACGGGUUGGCCAAGCUCAUCAUAGGGUACAAGAGAUCAGGGAGAAUCAACGAGCUCUCGAAGCUUCUAAUUAGCAUUCAAGACAUGCUGAAUUCACCAGAUAAAAGCAGUCCCUGUUCUCAGGUAAUCAAUGCUUGUGUUUAUUUGGGAUGGCUCGAAACAGCUCAUGACAUUUUAGAAGACUUGGUAGCAGAAAAUUACUCUGUCCCAAUAGGUUCAUAUACGUUACUUUUGACUGCUUAUUACAAAAGAAAUAUGCUGAGGGAAGCAGAAGGACUAGUGAGACAAAUCCAAAGACUCGGCUUUGCCAUUAAUACUUCUGAUGAGUGUAUGUCCCCAAAUGUUUCUGAUUCUGAAGAUAAACAUACAUCGAAUUUGGCAGAUUCAAUCAGUCAAACAAUGAGAGAAGAUGAUGGAGGAGUUCCAUUUAUGGUACAUCAGUUUAAUUCCUCCAUCUUCUUCUUCACGAAGGCCAAAAUGAUUGAAGAUGCAAGAGAGACAUACCGGAAAAUGCAAAAGUUGAAGAUCCAGCCCAAUACUUCCACAUUUUUCUAUCUUAUAUGUGGAUAUAGUUCUGUGGGGAUGUAUCGUGAAAUUACAAUCUUGUGGGGCGACAUCAAGAGGAGCAUGGUGAAUUAUAAUACUGUAUACAAGAGAGAAGUCUAUGAGUUGCUGCUACUAAAUUUUAUUCGGGGAGGCUAUUUUGAGAGGGUGAUGGAGGUCAUUCAUCUUAUGAUGCAGAAUGAUAUGUUCUUGGAUAAGUGGUGCUAUAAAAUCGAGUUCUUGAAGUUUCACAGGAACCUCUACCGGACCUUAACUUUAGCGGAUGCUAAGGACGAGGCUCAGAGCAGGAGACUUGAGCAAGUGAAGGCGUUCAGGAAAUGGGCUGGCAUAAGUUAAACACACACUGUUAAUUGUAUGUACUUUGACUUGUUUGCAGCAGCAGGAGAAACAGCAGGAAAACAUCGACUCACCUUCGCUCACCACCACUGCCUAUUAAGACAUAAGAGCCUGAAAUCUGAACCCCAAGCAUUUGUGAGGGGAAGUUGCGCCAACUUCUCAGCGCUCUCCAAGCAACGAAUAUUGCUGUGAUCCACAAUUAUGUCACCAUGAGUGAUGUGCAUCAUGAUCGGAGAUAUGAGUCCUCGUUCCUCUGCCACCAGUAAGUGCCCUCAUCUCUAUAAACAGGCUGUUUCACCGUGAAAGCAGUUCCGAGUCCAACUGAAAUAGGCUUCCCUACUAGAAAGAGAGCUGCCUCGGGGCUCUCUUUCAGGAGCUUCAGUAAGCAGUCUUGAUGCCCAAUUACGAACUGAUACUGUGUCUUUGCAAACCCGUGUCGUUUAAGAGACGAACUCAGUCAGAUUGAUUGGAGUUUCGACCUUUCAAGCUCAGGAAAAUCGCAAGACGGCCUGAAAAUAAGUGCUGAGGGGCGUCGCGCAGUUCAAUGGAGUUUCUAGCCUAUAGGUUCUUGAAGUCGAAAGGUGAGUCAUUUUUUAGGGAAAUUUUGUAAAUACACCAAGUUGUGUUUCAGAGCGCCACCCACAGGUUCAGCUCCCAAGAUUUGGUUCCAUAUAUUUGGCAACCACAAGUUUUAUUAUGUUAUCGACUAAGUGGCUUUGUUUUGCACCUCGUCUUGAACAGAACAUAUGUUCACUUUAUUGAAUAAGAACAGAAAUACAAAAGGUUUUAAUAAAUCAUAGAUUGUAUAUAGAAGCUAUUGAACCUAGUAGGAAUUUGUUUUGAAAGAAGUAUAAUUCAAAGUGGAAGUAUAAGGAUCUUGUUGAAUGCUGACAUUA